AUGAAAUUCAAAUGAGAUACUUGUGCAACCGCAAAAGAACACUCCAAAAGUGACACUUUUCUCCUCUUUUAUUGGAAGGCAAGCAAAACUCAAAAACGAAAAAAAAAAAGUUCAUUUUUUUGCUAAAAAUUGAAACUUUUCAUCGCAUUAUUCAGUAAUCAUGGCUUCCCGCCGGCGAAUGCUUUUGAAAGUCAUCAUUCUCGGUGACAGUGGUGUUGGAAAAACUUCGUUGAUGAAUCAAUUUGUGAAUCAUAAGUUUAGUAACCAGUACAAAGCAACAAUUGGGGCGGAUUUCUUGACAAAAGAAGUUCAGAUUGAUGACAGGCUUUUCACAUUGCAGAUAUGGGAUACAGCUGGGCAGGAGAGGUUCCAAAGUCUCGGUGUAGCCUUUUACCGUGGUGCAGACUGCUGUGUUCUUGUGUAUGAUGUUAAUGUCACAAAAUCAUUUGAGGAUCUUAACCGAUGGAGAGAAGACUUUCUGCUCCAGGCUUGUCCACAUGACCCUGAAAACUUCCCUUUUGUUGUGUUGGGGAAUAAAAUAGAUGUGGAUGGCGGAAACAGCCGAGUUGUGUCUUCAAAGAAAGCAAAGGCAUGGUGUGCUUCGAAAGGAAACAUUCCCUACUUUGAAACAUCUGCUAAGGACGGCACGAAUGUUGAAGCUGCUUUUCAGUGCAUAGCAAAGAAUGCCAUCAAAAAUGAGCCUGAAGAAGAUAUAUAUCUUCCGGACACCAUUGAUAUGUCUGGCGGCCAGCAACAGAGGUCAUCAGGAUGUGAUUGCUAGAUUAAUUUGCAGUUAUUUAUAUCAGCCGGUUUAGAACUUUCAUUCAUCACCAACUAUUUAACUUUGAAACUAUUGCAGUUUUUGUACAUUGUUCAAAUAGAGUUGAAGUAAUUUUUCAUAUUUAAAUGAUUUAUGCGAAUGACUCGCUUGUUCAUUAUGGCUCAGGCACUAAUUAUCAUUCUCUCUUAAUUUGUGAUUGUCAACGAGUGAUAUGAAUUACUCCCUCCAUUUCUUUUUGUUCUUUA
Molecule: messenger RNA, 1026 nt
Organism: Spinacia oleracea (spinach)
Lineage: Eukaryota; Viridiplantae; Streptophyta; Magnoliopsida; Caryophyllales; Amaranthaceae
Product: ras-related protein RABG3c
Exons: 7
Coding region: 161-781 (206 amino acids)
Cellular component (GO): vacuolar membrane
Molecular function (GO): GTPase activity; GTP binding
Source: RefSeq, a predicted model, not a curated record